Anopheles moucheti is the source of this 1143-nucleotide messenger RNA. RefSeq names its product post-GPI attachment to proteins factor 2-like. Gene Ontology annotation, cellular component: endoplasmic reticulum membrane; Golgi membrane. The record is from RefSeq and is a predicted model, not a curated record. NCBI's taxonomy places the organism in Eukaryota, Metazoa, Arthropoda, Insecta, Diptera, Culicidae. Bases 203 to 1009 code for a protein of 268 amino acids. The transcript is spliced from 2 exons. Gene Ontology annotation, biological process: GPI anchor biosynthetic process.
CACUCCUUGCUUAGACGUCUGUUUGUUUACUUUCGUUUCGCCCCGUACCAACAACAUGCCGCAACACACUGUGAUAUUGGCAAUUUUGUGCUACAAUUAGUCUGCAUAUGCGGUAAACGGAAAAUGCAAUGGUUUGUGUAAACAGUUGGCAACAAAACCACUCGACAAAUACCGUGUUUGACCACCAUUUGCGCCAGUGGAAAUGUUACCGCAGUACGAGCGACUCGUAGAUCCCAAUGUGAGCGAUACUGGUGGUGGCGGCACCCUCCGGAGAAGUACAUUUCGCGUCCGAUUCGGUAAGUUGGCCGUCGGGACAGUUAUGCUGCCGGUUACGGGCUUUCUGUUCUGCGUCAUCUGGUCGCUGCUGUACAACUUCGAGCAGGCGAAUGCGACCCACUGUCUGGUGUACAAUUUCCUGCCCUCGCUAUCGGCGGCGAUCGGUAACUACCAGCCGCAACGAUUCGUGUGGCAGUUUUCGGUGCUAUUUCACGCUCCGUUCCGGUACGCGAUUGCAUUCCUGUACAAAAACCAUCACCUAACGCUGUUGACACGGAAGCAUCGCAAAGAGUGGGCCUACCUAGCGUGUAUUUUAAACAUCGUAGAGUUAAGCUCGCUGGUCGGUUUAAGCUUAUGGACCUCCAGCAACAACUAUGAAAUUCACAAAUUUUGUUUCAGUGCCUUUGUGAUCUGUUCCAUACUGUACAUGCUUCUGGUGGUGCUCAUCAAUCGACUAACGCGCGCCGACGAGAUGCUUACACUGGCGGAGCGUAAAUCGUUGCGCUUCAAGCGCCGACUGCUGGUGGUGAAUGUGGCUUCCAUACUGUUUGCGGUGUACUUCUUCGUGCGCCACAACAGCCAUUGCGAGCCGGGCAUCUAUUCACUGUUUGCGCUAAGCGAGUACGUGUUCGUGUACUCCAACAUCGGCUUCCACAUUACGGCCUACUGGGACUUUAUAAAAGCAAAUGUGUACUUCCAUUGGCGCACCGGCAUACACUUUAGCUCCGUUUAAAAGGGAUGGACACGUCAUCGAAAGUGUGAUCUCUGUGCGUGUGUCGUUGGUCGGUUGCGCUCGCGCCUAAACAUAAAUGAUCUUAUAAGAUAAGAUAGCAGCAAUACGCUUGUAUAUACAUCCGCUCCACUAAG